AUGCUUAAAAUAUUCCUCUCAACAUUUGUUCUGAUUAGUUUUGGUUUAGGCAAAAAUUCCCAGCUCUCUGCCACUACCUUCAAUUUAGAACUCUACAACAUGACAUGGAUCAAACACUCCGAUAACUUUCUAAAACAGGGCGGUGGAAAUAUCACAAAAUUGGCGACGAACCAUUACUCGGUCAAUGUAUGGUUUGAAUUCGAACAUGAUUGGGCCAGAAAUUCGGAGCUUCGGAUAAUGAUUCGUGUCAAACCACAGAAAUCCACAAAGAUUUUGACUUUCUUCGAUGCGAAAUGGAAUGUCUGUGAUGCCUUGCGAACAUUUAAGGCAGCGCCGAUGGUGGACUAUAUCUAUACGGAAUUGAAAAGGAAAUCAAAUUUUCUCAGAUCGUGUCCCAUUAAGGGGAACAAAUUCUACUGGGUGAGAGAUUUCAUAAUCACCUCAGAUGCCUUUCCCUCGUAUACGCCAUAUUUAAGCUUCAAUUACUCGGCAAUGUAUUAUGAGAACAAAAAACUUUGUGUCGAACAUAUGGUACAGGGUGCAAUAGUUCCGAAAAAUUAA
Molecule: messenger RNA, 561 nt
Organism: Musca domestica (house fly)
Lineage: Eukaryota; Metazoa; Arthropoda; Insecta; Diptera; Muscidae
Exons: 3
Coding region: 1-561 (186 amino acids)
Source: RefSeq, a predicted model, not a curated record